AUGGAUUCGUCGAGCGAUCAGUGUUUCACUCGUGUGUUUCUGGAGAAGAAUCCGUUGAUCACGAAAGACACGAUCGAUGUAUUGGUCGACAACGGAUACACCGAUCGGGCGUUGUUUCUGUUGCUGGACGUGACCACAGAUGUGCCGACUCUUCCCAUUCCGAUGGCGCAGAAGACGGCGCUCAAGAAGAUUCUCACCGAAUGCCAGAAUAUGAGCCGCAAGUCUUUGGACACGACUUUGCGGCAGAAGAUAUCGCAAGAUCUCGACGAGACUGACGUCCAGUUAAGUAACUUAAUGCUGACCUCACUGUCCGAAUCGGGCGCAAGACAUCACUUGCAAGCGCUGCCACUCUUGUCGAUAGAGCCGUCGCCGACGCCAUCGUUGGCCGCGCCCUCACCCGCAGAGUCGACAGUGUCUCACGUCAUACCACUGGUCACCACCACUACCGCCAUCACUACUGUCCCCACAAGCGCUUCCGACAGGUCUUCCUUAACACCGCCGCCUAUCGUUAAACCUCCCGCCAGUCCUCCACAGCCAUCGUUGAGCCAAAACGUGUCUUCAGUCUCGUCGACGACCACUACUACUACUAUCGGUGGCACGAGUUUCUCGUCCGAGCCGUCCACGAGUCGGCUAUCGUGCGAACCGUCGACAAGUGGUCAGUCGUCGUCGUCAUCGGCAGCGACGGUAAAGCAAAGGCUAAAACCACGAAUGGGUCCGAAGUCGAAGAUGUUGGCCUGGAAUAGCGCGUACCCGCGUUUCCUCGAGUCUCAUAAACGACAACAAAAGUUGGCCCGAACUCCGCCGAAGAUGUGCGACCAGUCUGUGGGCACUCGAUAUAUGCUGAAGAGUUCACUCAUUGGUCAGGAAUUUGCCAAAACAUACGCCGAUCUCUAUAAGACAUCGACGACAACACCACCGGUUGAUAGUCAAAGCACUUCCAAAGAGUUAACUACUGAUACGGUUAUAAAACAAGAGAUAAUUGAUGGCAACACUGAGUUUGAUAAUGUCCUCCAAACGAGUCCUAAUACCGCAAUCAACAAAAUGAUUACACAAAUUAAAGACAUUAUCAAAAGCGAUGACAGCACUCAAGACACGAUCAUAAUGUCCGCGCAAUCGGAGCCCAAUAGUGCCGAAAGUAAUCCCGAUUUCAAUACCGAAACUGAGACCGAAGAGGAAGAAGUGGUGGCGAAGACGACUGAUGAGAGCAUUGAGAAUGUGGCCAAAAAUGAAGUGUCGAAAAAGCAAAAGAAAAUGAAAGGCAAACGAAUGAGAGUCUCGAAGGACUCGACAAUAACCGCCGAAGGCAUCCAUCUCUACGACUGUCUGUUUAAGGGAUGCGACCAGAAGUUUGCCAAUUGUGAGGAACUGCGGGACCACCGCCUGAACCACGAAUCGGCCAAAAAGAUUAUCGAAGAGAUGACAGCGAAGGUCAGAGCGAAGGCAAAAGCGGACGCCGAGGCCAAGGCUGCGGAGGCGGCGAAGGCGACCGCCGAGAACAGGGCUGCGGCCGAAGCGAAGGCCAGAGAGUUGGCGUCACCCGAGCGAAAGGUGACCCGAUCUAUGGCUCAAUCCUCGAGUUCGGAGCGAGAGAUUGUUAGAUCUAUGGGUCAGUCUCUGUCUCCCGAUCGCAAAAUGUCCCGAUUUAUUGACCAAUCGGUGUCUCCGGACGGGAAGAUUAGUAGAGGGAUGAAGGCAUCAGUUUCUCCCGACCGGAGGGUCACUCGAUCUGAGAGCCAAUCGGUGUCUCCCGAACGCAAGAUUACGAGAUCUAUGACGAGAAUAGAAUCGGUAUCGCCGGACAAAAAGAUGACCAGAUCUAUGGCUCUAAGGGCGAGAGCACCAAAGACCACGAUUGAAAAUCUCCAGAACACAGUGAACAGCAGAUCCAGUCGACAAGAAUCUCCAAAGAAAACAAUUACUCAAAAGGAUGUGACGUUUAGCGGGAAUUUCGCGUCCGAAAUGGGUGUCAAGCGUUUGGACACCGUUUCGACCGCCAGUGAAUCUUCAGAAGAUCUGAUGCCAUAUAAGUGUGACCGCGAAGACUGUACGGAAGUGUUUGCUCACAAACAAGAUCUGGCGCAACACAUCUACGAUAGGCAUAGCAUUCAAUGCGAAGAAUGUGGCGAAAAGUUUCAAAUGGUGUUCAAACUGAACCGCCAUAAAGAGAGAGCACAUCCGCCGCCAUCGAAAUCGCCGACCAUUCGCAUGAAAUUACGGGCCAAAAGUUCCGGCGAUUGGUAUUGCGAUAACGACAGCGCCACCACUACAGGCGAUGGUCAGCACUCAUCGCCAGCCCCGCCGGUGUCCUCGUCGGCGGCGGCCGUCGGUAACGCAUGCAAUACUACUAGUGGUGAAGAACCGCAAUAUAAAUGUGAUUUUUCGGAUUCCAGUCAAGAAAACGACAAAAUGAUAGUCGAUAUGAAUCCACAAAGCGUUUCGGGACAAGAGUUGGGCAUUGAUUUGGACACCGAAUCGUCAAACGAAUGGGACAGUAAUGUGGACACAGAUAUGGAGGCAGAGUUGCUUAGACGUAGGGAAUCAGUGAUGGGAUCUGACAGGGAGUCAGUCAUCGAAUCUCUAAAAGAAUCGGACAAAGAAUCGCUUAAAGAGUCUGACUGUCAGUCAGUCACCGAAUCACUAAAAGAAUCGGACAAAGAGUCGCUCAAAGGCUCUGACAGUCAAUCAGUUACUGAAUCUCUUAAAGGAUGGGAUAAGGAGUCAAUCAGUGAAUCAGAUAAGGAUUCAGUGAAAGUGCCGGACAGAGAGUCACUCAAUCCAAGAGCCAGAAAGUUAAUGAAGGGAUUGGACAACGAGUUGUUGCAACGAUCGCCCGUUGAAUUCAAAUGCGAUGAUUGCGGGAAGAGAUUCAAAAUGGCGUUCGCUAUGAAUCAACAUAAAGACAAAUGCAGUCAAAUGAGGCGAAUGAAGAGUAAGGGCAAGAAAUACGUUUGCGAAGAGCAGGACUGUGGUAAACCAUUUACCAUCAGAAAGCACCUCGAGGUCCAUCAACGUAUCCAUUCGGGUGAAACGCCAUACGCGUGUCAAGAGGUGGAGUGCGGCAAAAGGUUCACUCAAAUGGCUAAUCUUCAGGCACACCAACUGAUCCAUACCAAAGAGAAGCCAUUCACGUGUGGCAUAUGUAGCCAAUCGUUCCCCGAGUUGUCUAAGCUCUUGGACCACAAACGCAGUGUUCAUAAUGAUAAGGAGAAGCGACACAAGUGUCCGGCCGUGGGUUGCGGUGAAGGCUUUUUCCAAUUGGCAACUCUUAACCAUCAUCUAAAGUCCAAACAUUGA
Medioppia subpectinata is the source of this 3294-nucleotide messenger RNA. The record is from the annotation of a GenBank genome assembly. NCBI's taxonomy places the organism in Eukaryota, Metazoa, Arthropoda, Arachnida, Sarcoptiformes, Oppiidae.